Molecule: messenger RNA, 282 nt
Organism: Macrosiphum euphorbiae (potato aphid)
Lineage: Eukaryota; Metazoa; Arthropoda; Insecta; Hemiptera; Aphididae
Source: the annotation of a GenBank genome assembly
AUGAUGCCGUGUGGUAAUAUUUACAGAAAUAUUAACGAAUAUCAUGCUCACGUGUCCCUUCCUACCACUUAUGCCACCCCUUGUGAAUUUCACGCUGCUUCUGAAAUAUACCCGUACCAUUUAGUGCUAUGCAGAGAUGGCGAUGUUAUUUUACAGCCGGACGAGUGGUUGGAAGAAGAGUUAACAUUUCGUUUUAAGUGUACUGGUCCUAUGAUGAACGUACAUUUUGAACCACUUAUUCCUCUAUAUGCCCCUUCUCCUCCUUCUAACGACUUUGCGUGA